Trypanosoma grayi is the source of this 1893-nucleotide messenger RNA. RefSeq lists its product as hypothetical. The record is from RefSeq and is a predicted model, not a curated record. NCBI's taxonomy places the organism in Eukaryota, Euglenozoa, Kinetoplastea, Trypanosomatida, Trypanosomatidae. The transcript has a single exon. The coding region runs from base 1 to 1893 and encodes 630 amino acids.
AUGCCACCACCGCUCGUUACCCACACGCGUGAGCCGUCGCCGGCGACAGACCCCGCCCCACGGCUGCCGCUGCGCCAGCCUGGGUGCCUGGUCGAGUACGAGCGAGCCAAACAACAGCACGACGGCGGCGACGCGGACAAUCGCAGACGAUUAACAAGUUCCAAUGCCAUUGAAGGGUGUGGCCAGCCGCUGCGGCGGCCCGGUCCGCUGGAUAAAUUAUCGACAUACCGCCGCAUGCGUUCACUGACGCACCAGAGUUCAGGUGACGAUGACGUGACGUCUGCUGACCAUCAUGUUCACUCAGUAAACAGUGACGCGGCUCUCAAUAAGACGGGGAAGGCGGCGGAGCAGCCUCUCCUCAUGACGCGACUGCCAAAGGAGAUGACAAAGUACAUUAUAGAUAUGGAGGAGCAGAAUCGUGAGCUUCGCCAAGAAGUCAUUGGGCUUCAGGAAGAACUUCAACAGCAGCACAUUCAGCUUAGUGCUCAUCAACAGUUGGUUGAUGCUAUCGGUGGUGAAAAUCGUACGAAUAAUCAGUCCGUUCUUUCGGAUUCACACAUUGCUUCUGGGGCGUUCGCCUCUCCAGAGGAGAGGGAACACUACAUGAAUGAUGUGCUUGCGCAGGUGGAUGCCCUUGUGCAGGCGCAUCGCAAUCAGACAGAGGCGGAAAUCCUCAAAUACAAGCAUGAGGCGGAGACAGCGAGGCUGGCCCUGUCAAAGCUCCGCGAAACCAUUGCGCUGGAAGGCGUUGACCUGUCCAUGCUGCCAGCGGCGAUGACGACUCUAACGGGACGUGCGCCAACCGCUGACAGCAGCGACAGUGGUGGUUUAGUGGCGACGGCAACAGAGGAUGCCAUCACUGAAAAUAAUGAUGAUGCCGCGGCUACUGGCAUCGCCACUGUAAUGAUGGAGAAGUGCACCCCCUUGGUGGACGCGGCAUCGGAUGCGGUGCUGCAUGACCUGCUGCGCGUCGAAGCCAGCGACGACGUGCCGGCAGUUGUGCGGCAGUCCGUGCAGCGCGGCAUUGCGGCACUCGCCCGCCACCUCGCGUCAGUGGUGGUGGAGUACGUGCGCCACUGCACCGGGGAGGUACGCUACCUACACGAGGAGCGUGAGGCGAUACGCCGCGAUCUGCGCGAGGAGGUGCGUGUCAGCGAGCAUCAGCGUCUGCGCAUGGCACAACGCUACGAGACGGAGAUCCGCGCUCUGCGUGACCAGCUGCACACUUUCCACGUUGCUGCUGCUACUGACGGUGAUGCGCUGAAAUCCACGAUUCACACGCGGGCGCUGGAGGAGUGCGGUGCGCUGCUUGUUUCCAGCCGCGAGGAGGCGGCGGCGCUGCGCACGCAGCUGGAGGAGGAGCGCUCCGACCACGCCGCAACGUGUCUGCGCCUCAAGGCGAGCCUCCAGCGCCGCAACUCGGACUUUGAGGAGGCCGUUGUGCGGCGCGCGGAGGAAAUCGUCCGGCAGCGCGACGCGCGUAUUGCGGAGUUGGGGCAGCAGCUCGAUAAGAUUCGGCGGGCGGAGAUGCAGCGCACGAGCGGGCGCACGACGAAAGGAGUGCAGACGCAAGCAGUGAAAGAGAUUGUGCUGGAUGAACCGCAUUUCAUGACGAACGUGCUGUCACUUUGCUCAACCAGAAAAGAGCCGGUCGGACUCAAUCAGAGUUUCGCUACACCAUCCUUCUAUGCUAAGCACCAUCCACCAGCAACAACGACAGCAGCAGCAGCAGCAGCAACAGCAGCGCCUUCCUCCACGCAGCUGCCAAUGACACCAUCGGGCCUGGGCGAGACUGAGCCAACCUCGUUCCAACACGACGGUUCUUUUGAAGAAGAGGUGUGGGCAAAGACAAUGGAGUUGCUGAGGAAGUACGGCGCUCUCUCGAGACAUUAG